This is a messenger RNA of Gallus gallus (chicken), 1054 nucleotides long. It is a transcript of the gene LBX2, whose product is annotated as ladybird homeobox 2. The record is from RefSeq and is marked provisional. Gene Ontology annotation, biological process: regulation of DNA-templated transcription. Gene Ontology annotation, molecular function: DNA-binding transcription factor activity, RNA polymerase II-specific; DNA binding. The transcript is spliced from 2 exons. Bases 225 to 866 code for a protein of 213 amino acids. Lineage: Eukaryota; Metazoa; Chordata; Aves; Galliformes; Phasianidae.
GCUCUCGGCGCCGCGAGGCCGAGCGCUCCGCCGCCGCCGCCGGGCCCCCGCCGAGGGGGCGGGCAGCCACCGGGCCUUUAAGCGCGGCCGCGGCCGUCGCGGGGCCGCCGAUGCGCGGGAGGGGACAGCGGCGGCGAGGGGCGAUCCGCCGCCGCCCCCCGGCAGCAUGAGGCGGGCGCGCCGCUGAGCGGCCCCGGCAGCACCGGGCGGCCCCGGGCCGCGCCAUGACCUCGGCGCGGGAGGCGGCCGCGACCCCCCCGCUGCCCGAGGAGCGCCGCCGGGCCGCGCUGGAGCAGCUGCCGCCGCCCGCGCACUGCAACAAACCGCUGACGCCGUUCGGCAUCGAGGACAUCCUCGCGCGGCCCUCCCCCCCCGCGCACGGCGCUCCCCCGGCCCGGAUCCCGGAGAAGGCGGCGGGCCCCGCACCGCCCCGCACCGCCCCGUCCUCGCCGCUGUGCGCGCUGGAGGAGCUCGCCAGUAAGACGUUCCGCGGGCUGGAGCUGAGCGCGCUGCGGGCGGCCGAAGGUCGGGACCCUCUGAGCGCCCUCGCGCAGCGCCCGACGUCGAAGAAGCGGCGCAAAUCGCGCACGGCGUUCAGCAAUCAGCAGCUCUUCGAGUUGGAGCGCCGCUUCGUGCGCCAGAAGUAUUUGUCCCCCGCCGACCGCGACCAACUGGCGCAGCGCCUGGCGCUCAGCUCCGCGCAGGUCAUCACCUGGUUCCAGAACCGCCGCGCUAAGCUCAAGCGCGACCUGGACGAGAUGCGCGCCGACGUGGCCUCUCUGCAGGCGCUGCGGCUGCGGGAGCCCCCCCCGGCCCCCCCCGGCCCCGCCGAGCUGUCCGAGGAGGAGAUCGACGUGGGGGCCUGAAAGGGAGGGAGGGCCGGGGGGGGGGGGGGGGGGGUUCGGUGCGGUGCUCCCGUUCUCUUUGUUUCCGCUUUAUUUCUCUUUUCUUGUAAUUUUAUUCCCCCCUCUCCCCCCCGCGUCCGUCCGUCGGCCGCCGCCGGGCCCCGGUCCGCCCCGUGUAUAUAUGUGGAAUAAAGGGGACAUCUCCUUAA